AUGUCCUUCAGCGGGAAGACGCCAGAAUCUCUGCUUCCUCGUUCAGACUCGAGAAACCCCGCCACUACCUGCAGAGGCAUCACCAGUACGGGAAGACCAUGUCGCCGACCUCUUGCUGCAUCUCCGAAGAACUCUCCUACCCCCUCACCGAGUCGAGGCAACGGGGUCCUUGCCGUGUUGGAUGAGCAGAGUGCCGCGGCUUUCUAUUGCUGGCAACACAAGGACCAGGCCGAGCAAUUGGCCGCUCAGGCCGGCCGGACGAGUCUACACCCGUUGAAAGAGAGAUCGAGUAUUGACACAUUGAUUGAGCAAGUGGGGAUCCUCGAGUUGGACGAAGACGUGCCGAAGCGGCAUCAUCGGCGACAUGAUCCGCAGAGUGUGAAACGACGGGACACGUUGCCAUCGGGCUGGAACCAGCUGGAGAGUCCGCUCAUGACGGUGCCAGAGGAAGUGGUGCAUCACCGACGGCCAAAACGACCCCCUCCCCCACCACCAAAAUCGAACGUGAAACUCUCUUGGGCCUGCUGCAUUCAAGCGGAUGGUGACGAUGAUUUACCUCCAGCAAGAGUCUGGAGGGAGGACAGGGACAGACGCCGACAACAUCACACCGAGAUAAGGCCUUCAUCCUCUGUGAGACCCGAAAUGCGGCAGUCAUCUACCACGCCCGUCCGACCGAAACCAAGUCCAGCACCUUCUCAGACACAGACACUCCUCUCGCUAAUCCCAUCCAACCUCUCGCCUCAGACCACGUCGCAACUGCUCGCAGAGCUAACCCGCCCCAUCUCCGCUGCGGAUGAGGCUGGAUACAUUUACAUUUUCUGGCUCACUCCCGAAUCUGAAAUAUCGAAACCUGACGACGAGACGGCUUCCUCUCUUCUGGACGAUGACGAUGACGACAAUGAGGACGACGUACUGUACAGCCGCCGAUUGCAGAGAACAAAUCAUGCUCUUGCCCGGUACGCGUCCGUCCGCCGGCCGCCGAACCAAGUGCAGCCGAAACGCACCAUCACGCUCAAGAUUGGCCGCGCAGCCAACGUGCACCGGCGCAUGACUCAAUGGACCAAGCAAUGCGGGCAAAACAUCACGCUGAUACGAUACUAUCCGCACAGCAACCGCGCCGCCGUCAACACUCCCACUUCUACUCCUCCCGCUCGCGGCUCAGCGAGCACGCAUCCUCCAAGCCGAAACAGCAACAAGGUCUCGCACGUGCACAAAGUCGAAAGACUGAUCCACCUCGAGCUCUCGGAGAAAAAGGCCGUCAAGAGCGAAUGUGAGCAGUGCGGGCGCGAACACAAAGAGUGGUUCGAGAUCGAGGCGACGCGCGAAGGCCUGAGGGGCGUGGAUGAGGUGGUGAGACGGUGGGUUCGAUGGGCAGCGAGACAAUAA
Molecule: messenger RNA, 1386 nt
Organism: Cladophialophora bantiana CBS 173.52
Lineage: Eukaryota; Fungi; Ascomycota; Eurotiomycetes; Chaetothyriales; Herpotrichiellaceae
Exons: 1
Coding region: 1-1386 (461 amino acids)
Source: RefSeq, a predicted model, not a curated record